AUGUUGGCUUGGACAUAUUCGGGCGUAAAUUUUAGCAUUCCCGGCACCGGAGGACCUGAAUGCGUGGAUUACCUGAGCAGUAGGCAGAAGAUCCUCGAGACCUUCCUUGUUCUUCUUGUUAGCUCUCUGCAGAUAUGGUAUAUGAUGCCCUGCCUAGGGCCAAGAAAAGUCCUGAACAAUAAUGACCAGAAUGGAGUUGUAAAUGACCAUAGUCAGUUGACAGAUGUCUCCAUAAAAAAUUACUCACCUCCACUGCUCAAACAAAUUUUGCUUUUGUUGCUCAGCUUAGUGUUUGGCAUUGAGUUAGGAUUUAAAUUAUCAACUCGACAGUUCAUUUGGAUCCUCAAUCCUUGCCAUGUUGUAACUAUUAUUCAGAUCUAUCUGUUGAUAGCCCCGGCAAGCAAACUAUCUUCACUAAUGUUUCGAUUCCACAUUCAUAUGUUGAGUGGGGUUUCCAUUGCCAUUUGUUUUCCUGUUGUUAACACAAGACUGUUGGAGUUUGAGGUGGCAACUUAUUGGGCCCAACAUCUUCUCCUCCUUUUUAUUCCAUUCUAUCUCAUGAGUUUAGGAGGGGCAUAUUCAGUUGAAGAUUUUGCUGAUAUGACGUGGUCCGUGUUUGCCCUGUCCAUUCAAAUGAUCUAUCAUUUCAUCUUCUUGCAGCCCAUUUCAUUGGUAACAGGCAUAAACCUAAACAACAUAAUGUGCCCAGCAGUGUCAGACCCAUUCAAAGGCACUUAUUAUAGGUUAUAUGCUCUGCUUCAUCAAUCUCUGCUUAUCAUAAUUCAUGGUAAGGCCUAUGUAUUCCUAGCUUACUUAUUCCAUGUACCUCUAACAUUCUCAAAAUAUCCUUACAUACCUGUUGAUAAAAUCUGA
Molecule: messenger RNA, 873 nt
Organism: Helobdella robusta
Lineage: Eukaryota; Metazoa; Annelida; Clitellata; Rhynchobdellida; Glossiphoniidae
Exons: 6
Coding region: 1-873 (290 amino acids)
Source: RefSeq, a predicted model, not a curated record